This is a messenger RNA of Tetrahymena thermophila SB210, 1137 nucleotides long. RefSeq names its product dual specificity phosphatase domain protein. NCBI's taxonomy places the organism in Eukaryota, Ciliophora, Oligohymenophorea, Hymenostomatida, Tetrahymenidae. The record is from RefSeq and is a predicted model, not a curated record. The transcript is spliced from 3 exons.
AUGAAUGGAUCGUAAUUUAGCUUUGAAAUGAGUGAUUCCUAAAUUGCUAAUGGAUCUUCUAUAGAUUUUGGUGGUUGCUUAGAUUUCUUUAUUUCUUAAUAUAGUAAUUAAAACACAGAUAUAAAAAUUUAUAAUUCUACCUUUAAGAAAUGCAAAAGUUAAUAUCUAGGUGGAGCUAUUUCAGGAAUUCGAGAUAUUAUUACAUUAGAAAAUGUUAAUUUCAUUGAGUGCAGUAGCUAAAUAGGAGGCGCUAUAUACUCUAUUCCUAUUAUAAAAUUUACUUUAUCUGAUAAGUAUUUUUCUUAAAACAAAGGUUAUUUAGCUGCUAAUAAUUAUAAUUAAAAAAAAAUAUAAUUAAAUAUGCUAGAUAUAUUAGAAUUUAAUUAAAACAGCAACAAUGAUACUGAUUUAUUUUAAAAAACAGAUGAGUAUUUAUAUCCAGGAUUGACUUAUAUUUUAAGACUCUAUAUUACUGUAGAUGGUGAGGAUUACUAUACCUUCACUAAUCAAAACAAUUUUGGCAAUCUUUAUAAAUAUAUAUUUAAACCUUCAAAUAACUUCAUAUCAAAUACCCCACAGUAAUUACUUUCUAUAAACUUUCCAUUCUUACUCUGGUAUGCCUAAGAUAUCUCUUUUAAUGGAAAAUAAACAGCUUAAUUUGAAUCAUUUAGCAUUUAAUUCGUAAGCAGUUUCUACUUAGAUACAAAUUAGUAUAAAAUAUAUAAUGGCUGUAAAGAGUAAGGAAUGGAAAAAAUUUACUUAAAUAAUUAGAAAAAUUUAUAAUUUAUUUGUAAAUACUGCCAGCAAAUGAAGGUUAGCUAUCAUGGAGUAUGUCAAAACUGUCCAACUGAUUAUUUCUUAAACUGUUAUGGAAAUUAUUCUGAAUUAAAAUAAUUUUAUUGGAGAUCCUUUUAUUCAGUUAAUCCAGAUGAUAUAUUUUAUUGUUCCAAUAACCCACAAAGUUGCUCAGGAGGCAGCGGAAUAGGUAAUUAGCUUUGUUAUGAAGGUCAUAUUGGACCUUAGUGUUUGGAUUGUGAUAUUAAUGGAAGCUAUUGGGGUGAAAGGUAUUCUAUGGUUGGAUUCUUUUAAUGUUCUUGUCUUUAUCUUAUUAUCAACAUUUAAAAGACUAAAAAAUGA